GUAUCUUUUUUUUUGUUUUGGCGCCAGCAGGUAAAAAAUACAUCUUAUCUGUACUCUAUAUAAUCGCUGAGUUACCAAUCGCUAAAUAACAUGUGUAUAACGGGCAUGUCGGUUGUCCCUUGAAAACAAUGAGAACACUCCUCGGCCCAGUGAUCAGAUUAACCAGAGCUGCAAACCUUUGCCCGCACAAUAGCCAUCAGUACUCGUCCUACGUGAGCCACAACGCAAUUUUGGCUGGUCGACCAGCCGCUGCAGUAGUUUCUGCUACUACUCAUCGCAAUCAUCAUCUGUUGCUGUUGUCAAUUCGAAAAAUGGCGUCAGAGGUGGAGAAGGCCCAAACCGCGACUCCCAGUGGCGACACGAUUUUCGGCAAAAUACUCCGCAAGGAGAUCCCCUGCAACUUCAUUUACGAGGACGAUCAGUGCGUAGCCUUCCAAGAUGUCAACCCGCAGGCUCCAAAGCACUUCCUCGUGAUACCACGCAAGCCGAUCCCCCAGCUGUCAAAGGCCGAUGACAAGGACGAAGCUCUGCUCGGCCAUCUCAUGAUCGUCGCUCGCAGACUUGCCAAAGAACAGGGCCUGGACGAGGGCUUUCGUCUCGUCAUAAACGACGGCAAGGACGGCUCUCAGUCUGUGUAUCACCUUCACCUGCACGUGCUCGGUGGACGCCAAAUGCAGUGGCCACCUGGUUAAUGUAAUUUCUCUCUUGUCACUCGUGCAAGUCAAGUGUGUAUAUCUUUUAUACUGAUGUAACGAGCAAAUGGUGUUGUGAAAAGUUGCGUGUAUUUC
This is a messenger RNA of Copidosoma floridanum, 788 nucleotides long. It is a transcript of the gene HINT1, whose product is annotated as histidine triad nucleotide binding protein 1. NCBI's taxonomy places the organism in Eukaryota, Metazoa, Arthropoda, Insecta, Hymenoptera, Encyrtidae. The record is from RefSeq and is a predicted model, not a curated record. Gene Ontology annotation, molecular function: catalytic activity.